Messenger RNA from Myxocyprinus asiaticus (Chinese sucker), 4195 nucleotides. Its product is annotated as rab-like protein 6. Gene Ontology annotation, molecular function: GTP binding. Lineage: Eukaryota; Metazoa; Chordata; Actinopteri; Cypriniformes; Catostomidae. The coding region runs from base 536 to 2893 and encodes 785 amino acids. Gene Ontology annotation, cellular component: nucleus; cytosol. The record is from RefSeq and is a predicted model, not a curated record. The transcript is spliced from 17 exons.
UGAGUGUAAAUUUAUAACAUUAUGCUUUGUGUUAUAUUACCCUUUAAUUAGUUUAAAAAAAAUUAAUUACCACAGCUGCGAGUUUUUUUUUUAUUAUAGCUGCUGAGAGAGUGACAGUAAAUUUGGCAUCUUCUCCCAUUUUACUGUCUUAAUCCACCGCUCUCUAUUUCUUUCCUCUUCUGGAAAGUCAUUCAAAUGUAAUGGGUUUUUUCUUAUGUUCUUGGAGCAAAUGGUGGUAGUAGAAGCUGAUCAAGUUCUAGACUAGAGGAUCUUUGUGAUGCUUGACUGCAAUAACUGUGUCAUUCUGUGGCUGGCAAAGGAUCCAAAGAUGAAGAUCUGAAUAAAUCCAGAACAUUUUUACGCGUUAUGCAAUGCCAUAGCAGGACUCACUCACCAAAAAUGUAGAAAUGCUUGAUCAGCAUCUCAAGAAAACUGUCCGCCUUCAGACAGACUAACUGGGUACAUCAUAGAGGCCAGUUGGAGACAAGAAUAUUUUAUAUUUGUAAUACAUUUCUAGAGACAAAGUUUGGUCAAGAUGUUCUCUGCUCUGAAGAAGCUGGUUGGCUCCGAGCCGACUGCUCAGGUAAAGGACAAGAACAUCCCAGCUGGUCUGCAGUCCAUGAACCAGAGUCUGCAGAGAAGGUUUGCUAAAGGGGUUCAGUACAACAUGAAGAUAGUCAUUCGGGGAGAUAGAAACACUGGAAAGAGCACUCUGUGGCAUCGGCUUCAGGGUAAGAAGUUCCAGAAAGAGUAUAUUCCCACUCAGGAGAUCCAGGCCACUAGUAUCCACUGGAAUUACAAAACUACUGAUGAUGUGGUGAAGGUGGAGGUAUGGGACGUGGUGGAUAAAGGCCAAAAAAUCCCUCUUCCUGAAGGUGUAGGCAAGGGUAAAAAGAGAAGUGAUACAUUAAAGUUGGAGAAUGAACCUCCAGAGCAGACGGAAGGUGAAUUGGCCUUGGAUGCUGAGUUUUUGGAUGUGUAUAAGAACUGCAAUGGUGUGAUCAUGAUGUUUGACAUCACCAAGCAGUGGACUUAUAAUUACAUUAUACGGGAGCUGCCUAAGGUACCCACUCAUGUGCCAGUUUGUGUGCUUGGUAAUUAUCGGGACAUGGGGGAGCACAGAGUCAUUUUACCUGAUGACAUCCGUGACUUCAUUGCUGGCCUUAACAGACAUCUUGGCUCCUCUUACAUCCAUUAUGCAGAAUCUUCCAUGAAGAACGGUUUUGGUUUGAAAUAUUUGCACCGAUUUUUCAACAUUCCAUUCUUGCAACUUCAGAGAGAGACCCUGUUACGGCAGCUAGAAACCAAUCAGUUGGACAUCGAUGCCACACUAGAGGAGCUAACUGUUCAGCAGGAGACAGAGGAUCAGAACUAUGAUAUUUUCCUGGAAAUGAACGACCCUCGUAAUAAAGGCUACAAUUCUCCUGGCCCCGCUAAUGGACAGAGCCCAUCAUCUGGCUCGCAAUCUCCCGUAGUCCCUCAGAGUGGAUGCUCCACCAGCAGCUCUAGCCCCUGUAGCCCCCAGCAGCCUCCCAUCCCCUCCCAGAACCUGAAGUCUCCAUCCCCCUCUCCGUCGCCUCCUCCUCCCCCUCUCUCCUCAGCUCAAGCGCCUGAUAACUCUCCCUCCCUUUCCCCUGCUCACCCCGACCCUGCGGUCUCUCCUCCAGCCCAGGCCUCCGCCUCUUCUCCUCAACCCCAGAAACGCAGCUUCAUCUCCAGGCUCUUCGGCUCAGCUCCAGCCCAGGAACCUUCAGCAGUCACUCAGGAGCCAGAUCCGGUAUCUUUAGCGGCUCCUCCUACAGUUCAGAGUGUGGAUGAUUUUGUGCCAGAUGAGGGACUGGACAAAAUCUUCCUGGACGACGAUCUCCCUUCUAACACAAGAUCCACUAUGAAUACCCAGCCCUCUGCUUCAGGCAUUGCAGAUAGUGACAGUGAUGGUGAAGGAAGAGACGGGAACCCCAUGGUCGCUGUGUUCCAGGAUGAUUUGGACCCAGAUGAUGCAGAAAUUGAACCCAGAGCAUCUGUUCCCUGUAAAGACUUAGAUAUCACUCUCUCCAGUGAUGAGGAGGGUCCAAACCUUGCGGUAGCUCAGGAUGAAGAUCUGGACCCUGAGCCUCACAAACACCUGGCAACUGUGGAUUCAUUAUCACUGGAAGACAAACCAAAACCCAAAAACACAGAACCCUUGAUCCAGGCCCAAGAAAGUAUCAGCAGUAAAAACUUAGAAACUUCAAUGCUUACCCCCACUCCAAUACACGCUGCUCAACCAUUGCAACCAGCAUCGCAGUCAGAAGGACUGGCAGAGCCCCAAGCACAUCUUGGAAAAAAGAAAGAGGGAUCAGCUGAAGCUGAAUCCUCUGACACAGACCCUGACGUCCCUGUGGCCAAACAGAUGCUGUCAUUUGUCAUGGACGACCCUGAGUUUGAGAGCAAGGAGGAGGUCAUUAAGAAAGUGCACAGGGACUCUUUUCCAGUCAGAUAUGACCUUCCUGAUCUGUCAGAUGAUGACAUCACCACAGUGAAGAUACCUGAGCCCUUGAAACCUACGGUACUUUCCUUCAAAAGCAAGAAUGAUGGUGACCACUUUGGCUUAGGCAUCGAGGAAAAGUCAAUUAAAAGCAAAGACAGCAGCGACGAGCAAGAUGAAAAAGAAAGCAAGCAUUCCAAGGAAAAGAAGAAAAAGAAAAAGAAGACUAAAGAGGAUGAGGAAAAAAGCAGCAAGAAGAAGGAUAAACACAAGAAAAAGGAAAGAGAUGAGGCAGGAGGAACUGGAGAUGACAAGGAGAAAAAAAAGAGAAAAUCACGGAGCAAGAAAACGGAUGAUCUUGAAGCUUUUCUGGCUGGUAAAGAAGGCUCAGUACCAAGAGAGGAGGGCGACUACGAGGAGCUGUAAUGCUCAGUUGUGCACUGUUUGCGCUGCUGAUGUCAUUGGUAUCACAAUCUUGAAAGAGUUCUUGUCAAAACCAACAAAAAUAUGCUUUCGUAGGCAGCUCAGCAUAUAACUCUUUGAUUUGACUGAUUUAAUGAUUUCCUGACAGAUUAAGAAACGCUGCACAGUGGUUUUCUGUUUGUCGCAAAUGCAACUCAAUUCACUUUCCAUACCUACAGAGGCUGGGAGGGUUGGGGUUGUCUGCACUCCGUAGGCUCAAACUGCAAUAAGUGGAACAGCCAUGCAAAACUGUUACAUCUUGCAUGUUGUACCUUUUUAAUUUUCAGGUGUAAAUGGAACAUUUUCACUUUAUCAUAACCUUGUGUUUCUUAAUAUUUACAUGCUCGCCUUUAUGUGUUUUCUACAUUUCUGUCAUGUUUGGAACACAUUCCGGAAGUGAACCACUACUACACCAAGACAAUGUUUUUAAUUGAUUUUAUUGGUUUAUUAGUUGUCUUGUGUAUGUGUAUGAAUUGGUAUUUAUGCUCAGUAGAUGUUCUGAGAACUUGGCUUUGUGUAGUUUUCCUCUGUGUGAAGUGUUUGAAAUAAAUAUGCUGUAUUUUCAUGGUUAUUUGUUUUCCCGAAGAAAACAAUAUUUUAGGAAUAUAUUGGUUAAAUCUUGCAGAUUUUGCCAAUAAAUGUCGCAGUUUUAGGCAUUCUUUCAUGAUAGAGGGGUAAUUACAAAAACAGGCAUUUCCUUUGUAUGACUACACCGUCUUUAAAUCAGGAAAUGUCUCAAAGGAGACUAUACUCAACAUUCAACACUAAAAGAGCUCAAGUAGGCCAAAUAAUGAAUGUUUUUGGUUAGAAUAAUAAAAUGUACCUACAGUACUGUGUAAUUAUACAACAUUUUAUUUGACUUCUGUCUGUAAUUAUACCACUUUGAAUUCUGUAUUUGUUUGCCUUAUUUUUUAUGAUGACUGUAAAUGUCAAGAAAGAGCUAUUGUGUAAUAUUUGUCAUCAGAAUAUUUUGCCAGAAUUAUUUUUCAAUUAAAUCAGGAUUGAUUGAAAUUGCACUGUUGCUAGAAAUCUGAAUUCAAUGCAAAAACACAAUAUUUUUUGUAAUCCUUUUGCUGUUUUCUAAUAGAACCAGUCCUGUGUCAUAAUUCUUUUUGGUUUCAUUUUAAAUACAGUAUUAACGGCAUGGCACUUGUAUACUUACACUAAUAAUUAAAGUCAGUAGGUAAAGACAGCAGACUUUAGUGCAACAGGCAUUUCAGUUCACAGACACGCAUUUGCUUCUACAAAGUCUUUGAAUCAGCUAGU